ACGGGGCUGCGGCGACGUUGCCCUUUUAAGAGCCAGCCUCCGUUAACUGUCUCUUAACGGGGCGUCCCGGCGGGGCUCGCGGCGCCCGCCUGCAGCCCGCCUCCCCGUGCGGUACUUCCGGACCCCGCCGUCGCCCUUUUAAGAGGCAGCCCCCAGCAGCGCCCUCUCCCGCCCCUUGUUGCCGGCGCGAGAGGCGGGGGAACCGGGCAGGAGAAGAGAGCGCUGUCCGCGCGGCCACUGGAGACCGGGCGGCCGGCGGCCGGGCAGGCGGCGGCGGCGGCGGAUGGGGACUCGGAGCCGGGCGACUGUGGCGGCUGUGGCUGUGGCGGCGGCCGGGAAGCAGCUGACGGGCCGGCGGCGGCGGCGGCGCUGGCGGCGGUGACUGGUCCAGGCCCCGGCGGCGGCUGCAGCGACGCGGUGGCGGGCUGCGGGCUGGCGGCGUGAGGAGCGGCGGCGGAGAGCCGAGUGGCCGGGAACCGAGGGCACCGGGCCGCCCCUUGCCCAGUCCUUGCAGGCCGCCAGGCCCCCUCCAGCCGGGGCCGUGGAGCACCGGGGCAAAGGCCGGGGCCCUCCCAUGAAGGAGCGCGACGCGGCCCCGGCCGAGCGGGGCAAGCCGGCCACCUACACCGGGGACAAGAAGGCGAAGAUGGCGGCCAAGACCAACAAGAAGUGGGUCCGACUCGCCACCGUGUUCGCUUAUGUGCUCUCCGUGUCGCUGGCCGCCAUCGUGCUCGCCGUCUACUACAGCCUCAUCUGGCAGCCGGUGGGCGCCGGGACCUCGGGAGGAGCCGCCGGCCCGCCCCCCGGCGGCUCCAACGCCACCGGCCCGUCCGGGACUUCAGGGGCGGCGGCUGCGGCGGGGCCCAACACCACGGGGUCGUCCCGCCGCGAGGCGCCGCGCGCCGCGCCCCCGCUGCAGGCGGCGCGGCCCAUGUCUCCUGAGCCUUCUGCCGACAGCCCCCUGGCCGGGCCGCUGGAGCAGCCGCAGGGGGCCGAAGAGGACGAGAAGGAAGCGGCGGCGGCGCCCGGGAGUCGUUGAACCCCUCCGUGCCAGGGGUGGCCGGAAACCAUCCUCCCCAAGCCCGGAGGCAGGACUUUGCAGCAGGACCGGGCGGGGAGCCCGCGGGAGUGACCCCCACGGGAGUGAACGCCUCCCUUCCCCCGACGAUCGCGCGUUCGCCGCAGGGACGAGGGGCCUGAAGUUGGAUCUUCAGCCAAGGGACCACGAUUCUCCGGGGGUUCGGGGUUUUGUCUUCCUAGGACCGUGCUGCGCCAGGGCCCUGAGCCAUAAGGGGGAUGGGGGGAAGGGUGGGGAGAUCCCAGCACCGAACCCUUCUGCGCCGCUGGCUCUUCGGUAUCUUACGUGGAGGGGUGACUCGGGCUUUCCCCCAAGACUCAGGGGAAGGAGGGAGCUGUAGGGGCUCUUCUUUAAUAAGCCGAAGCUCUCGCAAGGAGGAGGGCACCAAAAGUAGUGGAGCUCAGGUACGUCAACCUAGUUGCAGUGGCCACAGAUGCAUUUAAUUUAUAGAUCCCUGUAUAUAGUUGUUGACAUAUGCACUAGAAACUAUAAUUACAUAUAACUACAUGUAUCCUCCCACACCCUGGGUAGCUACUGACUGAUGGAUGGGGCUAAGCAAGGGCUAUUUGCUGGCCCCCAAAGUGCAGCUAGCCAAAAGGGCACAAACACUUUUUUCAUUACCCACUCUUUCCCCUUUUCCCCCUCCUGUUUCAGAAAGAUAGAUUUAUGACAUGAUAGGGUUAGAGAAGACAAAAGUAUAAUCAUUCUUAAACUUGUUGAAAGGACAAUGGAAAACCUUUGGAGAAGUAGAAGCAGUUCAGGGAGGGUGGGGAAUGUACUGAUCCCCUGCCCUCCUCUUCCCACCUUAGUGCCCCCACCUAAGAGGCUUUCUGUUUCAGCCCUAAGUAUCUGGAUAUGGGCCAGGGAAGAAGGAAGGGAAAAAGCAAUGCCUCUGUGCUUCACCCCUUGGCCUUCUCACAGAGUUCUUUUAGGAAGAGCAAGCUUUUGUAAGUAGAGUGGCUCACAAGUGUUUUAUCUUUUUUUUUUUCCUGCUCUUCAAGAUCUGGUCUCGUUUCAGUAAUCACCUUCACCUUCCCUCUUCCCUGAGCCUGUAGUGACAGUGUAGCCCUGUGAUUAGGACGAAAUCUGUUGUGAAACCAGAGCUUUGAGCACACCCUCUGGUUAUGAAUUGUACUGUGGAACGCAAAAGGCCGAAAGGUGGGCUUCAACCUCAGGAUUGUGUUUGGAUAGCCAGAUAAUAGACCAGCCGUAGGAAGGUUAAAUUGGCUUGUAUUUACCUCUCCUGAUAAGCUCUACUUAUAUGCAGCCUAUACUUUUAUUGAGAUGAGAAACAUCGAGUGAAAUGACAUAUGUAGAGCUAGCUCUGGGGCAGCAAGAAUUAUACAUCCUCAAUUUGGAUUCCGUUUCCUUCCGCCACUUGUUUUUAGGCAGUUGAGUGUGGGUAGUGACAAGAUAUCAAACCCCUUCGUGUUUCCUUUUUGGGAAAUGAGGCACUUUAAAACAAUGACAACAACAACUUGUCCACCUGAGUCCUGAAACAAUUUGUCUCUCCAGUUUUCUGACUUACACUCCAGUUAGCUCUGACCCAAGUUUACAGGACAACAGCCUUGCUUUAAUCCAUGUCCUGGUGUGGGCAAGAUAAUAGCAGUUGAGCUAUCAUAGCCUAGGGGCAGGCUGCUUGCACCCCCAAGGUGUAUUGGUUGAAGAUUUCUGAGCACUUCGGUCAUUAGGAAGCCCUGAGGCCUUUUUAAAUUUUUGGUGAGGGCCUGGGGGAAGAAACAUAAAAUGCCACUUUAUAACUUAAAUAAUAGCCUGUAAUUUAUAUUUACUGUGUGAAUUUUUAGUCCUAUAUUUUAAUAAUUUGUAAAUCGAUCUCUUAUUCCAAGAAUCCUUUGAACUUGCAAGAGAACAUCUGGGAGUCCAAUCCCCUGUCCCCAUCCUGACCCCUGCAUUCUGGACUGUUUAAUCCACUUUGGGAUGGAUCAGAGUCUAGAGAAACCACUCGUGGGUCCAGCUGCUGGUCUCCUGACUCUAACGCCUUCACUGGAAUUGGGACAUUAGCUCCAGCUCUAGCUGUGAGUGUGACCAGAGACAUUAUUUAUAAUUCAGCCAUUUAAGAUAUACCUGUACUCAAAAAGUCCUGUAUAUUUUUUAAAAGUUUUAUUUUUCAGGUGAACAAAAAUACAUUCUAAGAACUCUCUGUCAGCCUGUGUAAGUCGAUCAUUUCUCUCUUCAUGCUUCUUGGGGACGGAGUAGAGGUGACAGUCUGAGGUGUGGUGACGGGUGGUAAUGAAUAAGG
Mesoplodon densirostris (Blainville's beaked whale) is the source of this 3338-nucleotide messenger RNA. It is a transcript of the gene INAFM2, whose product is annotated as InaF motif containing 2. The record is from RefSeq and is a predicted model, not a curated record. The coding region runs from base 575 to 1039 and encodes 154 amino acids. NCBI's taxonomy places the organism in Eukaryota, Metazoa, Chordata, Mammalia, Artiodactyla, Ziphiidae. The transcript has a single exon.